Messenger RNA from Rhopalosiphum padi (bird cherry-oat aphid), 2767 nucleotides. RefSeq names its product E3 ubiquitin-protein ligase sina-like. The transcript has 11 exons. NCBI's taxonomy places the organism in Eukaryota, Metazoa, Arthropoda, Insecta, Hemiptera, Aphididae. Bases 440 to 2488 code for a protein of 682 amino acids. Gene Ontology annotation, molecular function: ubiquitin protein ligase activity; zinc ion binding; ubiquitin conjugating enzyme binding. Gene Ontology annotation, biological process: multicellular organism development; proteasome-mediated ubiquitin-dependent protein catabolic process. The record is from RefSeq and is a predicted model, not a curated record. Gene Ontology annotation, cellular component: cytoplasm.
AUCCAUCUUGGUUGCGAGUUAGCGUCGUCUGCGACAGUGCGACAUUCAUUUUAGUAAAUUACAUUAUUACAUUUCAUGUUUGUUGUUUCGGCUUCGCGUUUGUGUAGUGCUUACGAUAAACACGUUUUAGAAUUUUAGGUCUAAAUUACAUGUGUUAUGACUUGUGGUGUUGAAAAAAAGUAUAAUGAAUUUUGAUACUAACUAAUUAAUGUUGAUGAUAAUAUCACAGAAUAAAUUAUUAAGUUAAUAUUUAUUUUAAAUUAUUCUUUUAUAGUAUGAUACUGAUACAAAUACACAAUCAUACAUGAUACAACUAAUAACUAUUGAAGUGAAAUCUUUGAAUCCUGAAUUAUCAUUAAAUUUAAUAUAUUAUAUAUUAAGUACAAAGGUAUGAUAUUAUUCAACAUCGGUGUGAUGUAGUUUUAACAUUAAGUCUUGUAUGAAAAUGUCUGCCGACGAAAACGAAUCUGUGGACAUACAACUAAUCAAUAGGCGAUCUAAUAAUUAUUCUAGUAGAAUUGAUUUGGAAGAGGAGCUUAACCGCAUGGAAAGACCUAGUCGAGUUUUCAAUAGCCAUCAUCAUUUAUCUAUGGCUCCAGUGUUAACAGAUACAAUUAAUAUGGAACAAAACGAGCAAGUUCGUAGUUCAAGAGAUAAUAGCUAUGAUGAAAGUUCAAGUAGCACGACACAAAAUGCAGGGAAUACAGUAAAUGGAGAUGCUACGAGAAAUCGAUCACCUUUUGUUAGGUUUACCAUUACUGAUCCAGACACUCGGCAAAUUACAUCAGCUAGGCAAAUUCCAUCGAAUAAUACACCACCUAAUACUCAAACAAGCUCUUUAACAUCUAAUAAUGAAGUAGCUGGUAUAUCAUGGAAUGAUGAAAGUGAUGAAGAUGAUCAUACUGGAGUUAACUUUGAUUUUAUGAGAAAUAAUCUUAUACUAAAACAUAUUGGCUAUGAUCAUAGACCAGCACACGCUAGAUCUGUAAAACGGCCAAGGAAUUUUGUAGAUCAACCUUAUGUAUUAAUAAACACAAGCUUUCCAAGACAAACGCCUCCCCCCGGUGUCACAAGAACCAAUACGCGUGUUAAUGUUUCAUCAACAAACCGAGAUUUUAAUGACCAUCCUCCUGGUAGAUCACAAACUUCAGAACAAGAACUUCCUGAAAUACAAGUAAUAGAAAAUGUAAUGGAACCUGACAACAGUGAAGAAAAUAGAAAUGGUACUUUAGAUAUACCUAAUGAAACUCCAAGAACAAGAGUUGUACCUGUUGUCAUGUCACCAACACCAUUUAGUCCACCGUCCGAAUCUCCUUCAGAUACUCCUGAAAUACUAGCUACAGGAGUAAACAAUGAUUUACCAAAUGUGCCUGCAGCAAUACCAUUAACAACUAAUGAUGAUAAUCAUGGCUCUACUGAUAACACUAAUCUUAGCCCACCUCUGCUCAGAUAUGUUAUACGUUCUGAUGUACGUUCUGAUGGUUCAGUUCAUAGAACAAUUGAUUUCGAAUUAGAUAAUAUAGAAAAUGAGACAGCUAAUAAUUCAGUUAGAAUUGAUGAAGUAGUUAAUUCUAUUCAGGAUGAUAGUGAAACGAUUUCGAGAAAUUCUCAUCCUACAUUAACAUCUGCAAUGCAUAGUAAUAAGCAAUACAGAAAAAUUGGACAAACAUCACUGAGACGCGUUGAAAAACAUCCAGAAACAUAUGAAGACCUUAAUGAUCAGUUAUUACGUUUAUUUGAGUGUCCUGUAUGUUUUGAACACAUUUUUGCUCCCAUUUAUCAAUGCUUAAAUGGACAUUUAAUUUGUAAUACAUGUGUACUUAAGUGCGAAAAUUGUCCAACAUGUAGAAAAUAUUUCAACUCAGAACGCAAUCUAUACAUGGAAAAAGUUGGUAUUUUGCUAAAGUAUCCCUGUAAAAAUACUCCAAAUGGAUGCAAGCAUGAAUUGUUGAAAAUUGCUCUAAAAGAAAAACACGAACAAGAAUGUUUUUAUAGACAAUACGAAUGUUUUUUCACUAAUUGUUCUUGGAAAGGAACCCAUUUUGAAGUGUACUCGCAUAUGAUUAAAAAUCACAAUGACCGCGUUCUAACUGGAUCAGAACAGUUACUUGAAAUUAGAUUGCAAGGUGAUAAUGAAAAAUUCAAGUGGUUUUUAUCAGCAGAGAAUGAAUACUUUGCAGCAUUCGUUCAUAUAGUUGAUCCAAUUCAAUAUAGACAAUUUAAAAUUCAUGUAAAUUUGUUUGGAUCAGCAAGUAAAGCAAAAAAAUUUAAAUUUUGUAUACAAUUAACCCUGCGUAGAAAACCCAGUGGGUUUUCACAAAAGUUAGUUUAUGAGAGUUCAGUUCUUCCAUAUUCGGAAAUCGAUGAUGCGUUAAAGCAAAGUGCUUUUAAAGAAGAAAUAAUAUGUUUAUCUCAACAGAUGAUAAAUCCUUUUAUAAAAAGAAAACGUCACUAUCUACCAAUUACUUUAAAAGUUGGCCCAGUAUAAUCUAGUUUAUACAUACUAUUGAAAAAAAUAUUAUUGUUAAAUUGUAAUAUUAUUUAGAUCUUUUUAAACAUUAAAUAUGUAUGUACAUAUAACUUUUUUAAUGUAUGUGUUUCAGUGUUUGUAUAAUAUAAUAUAUAAUUACGUAAAAUAUAUUGUAUUUAUAUUAAUGAUAAUUUUAUUCUUGUAUUGUAUAAAAUAUUAUACUUAUUGUAUUAUAUCACCAAGUUUAUUUAGUAAAAUAAAAAGAGAAUAAAACUAUAAAAGCCAAAAAUGAUUGUA